CCCGAGGGGCCGCUGCCUUCUCCUCCUUCUCCUUCUUCUUCCCCGCGCCUGCUCCUGGCAGGAAGGGGGCGGUGAAGGGACAGCCUCCCCCAGAAGAAACGCGCGUGGAAGGAAGACUCCACUCCAGCCCAACUUUCGGAGCGGAAAAGAGAGCCCGCACGCUCCUCUUGGGUAAACUGCACAUUGGGAGAAACUCUUCAGACAUCAGGAGUGUUUGGUCUUCACAACUGCUGGCUUAAUGCAAUAUGGAAACCUCACUGAUCAUGGACUGAUGCCUUCGCCAGCCGGGGCUUUGCACUGCAUAUCUUUAAGAGGGCGAUUCUUUCACAAUGAAUGUAAGGUCAUGCAGUAUGAGCCAUCGGACAGCAAGUACUCCUCACAGGUCCAAGAUGGUAAAUGGACUUCAUAUCCCACCCAUCCGAACUCAUGUAGGAACUUCUUGCUCAUCAACUAGUGCUAGUACUCCAAGCCCAGCUAUUGGGAUCCUGUCCAGCAACUUUCAUUUAAAGGCAUCUCUUGGAGGAGGCAUUGCCCCACCAAACAACAUUAUUGAUUCCAAUAUUCAUUUCCCUGCUUUAAGCCCCAGGAGACAAACAGUUACAAGUGGGAAACCUUCAUUCCAAGUUCCACAAGCUCCAGGAUUGACAGCACCACAGUUUUUGAAGCCAAAGCAGCAAGAAUUUGGAAAUAGUUUCACUACCAGCACAGUUAAAGGGGGUCUUGUCUGUGGGCCUCGGUGCAAGUCCAUUGGAAAAAGCAGCUGCAACAAUUUAAUAGUUACCAGCAGUCCAAUGAUGGUUCAGAGACUGGGACCACCAUCUCCUCCAGCACAACAGGUCUCAACGGCAUGCAACCAAAUCAGCUCUAGUUUACAGAAGGCUAUGAAUGCUGCAAACCUAAAUAUACCUCCAUCUGAUACAAGAUCCCUGAUGUCACGGGAAUCUUUGGCAUCCACAACAUUAAGCCUAUCUGAAAGUCAAUCAAUACAGAAUGUCAAACAAGAGUGGCUUCAUGGUUAUAGGAUUUUCCCUUCUUUUCCUUCCAAUCACGGCUCACAAAACAGCAGUGAGUCGGGUGAUCUACCAAGUGUCACAUCUGGCAUGUCCAUGUCCAACAACGUUUCUAGCUCAUUACCAUCUUACUUGUUUGGUAUGGAGAGCAGCCAUUCACCUUAUCCUAGCCCCCACCAUUCUUCAGCCAGGUCUCAUUCAGCCAAAAAGAGGGCCCUCUCCUUGUCCCCUUUGUCUGAUGGCAUUGGGAUUGACUUCAAUACAAUCAUCCGCACAUCUCCCACCUCUCUUGUUGCUUACAUAAAUGGUUCAAGAACAUCUCCAUCAAACCUGUCUCCUCAGCCUGAGGUCUAUGGACAUUUCUUGGGAAUAAGAGGAAGUUGCAUCCCACAAACAUGUUCGAUUCCUAAUCCCAAAAAAAGACUUUUAGUGGCUAAUGGCACUGUCACCUUCCCAGGGUGCCAUGAAAAUGGAAAUACUGAAUACCAACGCAUGCAACAGAUGGAACAAAACAUCCUGCAGCCAGUGGUCACAAACAACAUGGUGGUUCAACAAGGUAUUUCUCUUCUAGACAACCAAUCUGUGGGUAUGUUAAAGAGUGGGAGUAUGGAUGGUUUUUCUGGAAACACCAAUGAGAUGUCCUCUGCUUCUCCAUUGGCAACUCCAGUUCUUCCUCUGCCACAUGGCCCACCACCUCCAUACCAUGCGCAUCAGCAUGAACUCAUAAACCAUUCCCACCAGCUUUCCUUGCCACCAUCCAUCCAAGGUUCUCUCUUGGAUGAGGAUGGUGAACUGGAUGAUUUUAAUGGCAAACACUGUUGUCGCUGGAUAGAGUGCAGUGCUACCUAUGACCUGCAAGAAGAACUUGUACGGCAUAUAGAGAAAAUUCACAUAGACCAAAGGAAAGGAGAGGAUUUCACUUGUUUCUGGGCUGGGUGCCCUCGAAGAUACAAGCCAUUUAAUGCCCGCUACAAACUUCUGAUUCACAUGAGAGUGCAUUCAGGAGAGAAGCCAAACAAAUGUACAUUUGAAGGUUGCAAGAAGGCCUUUUCCAGACUAGAAAAUCUCAAGAUUCACUUAAGGAGCCACACCGGAGAAAAGCCUUACCUUUGCCAGCACCCAGGCUGUCAAAAAGCAUUCAGUAAUUCCAGUGACCGAGCCAAGCACCAAAGGACGCACCUGGACACGAAACCUUAUGCUUGCCAGAUUCCUGGAUGUACCAAACGAUACACUGAUCCAAGUUCUUUAAGAAAGCAUGUAAAGGCCCAUUCCUCCAAAGAUCAGCAGGCCAGGAAAAAGUUGCGUUCCAACACAGAGAUUGACCAGGACAUUCUCAGUGACUGUCUCACCAUCCAAACCUUUCAGCCAUCCACAUCUCCACAUGAUGCUGCAGAUAGCAGUGUGAGACGAUCGCCAGGACUGGUGCCUGACAUUUACACAGCUGCACUGUUCUCAAGUAAUCAGUCAAGCCGAAGUACAACGGCAGUAGAUGUUAUGACCUCGUCACUCUCUGUGAGCCACAGUUCACCAGGACACAACAUUCAUGGUGGCCCAGGCAACCCACCGAUCCAAGGACUCCCUCUCACUACAGGAGACUCUGGAAAAGAGAGAUUUUCCACAUCUGCUCCUUUUUCUCCUCAUCAUAUAAGCCCCAGGAGAAUUUCUGUUCCCUCUCCCUUGAUGCAGAAAGGGACAGCACAGUGCUCCAAUGGCCAGCAACUUGUGGAGACCCAUUUGAAGGUGUAUGACCCAUCAAAACAUCCCACUCUUCAGCCAAACAGCAUCCAAAUCCAAGGUGUUUAUGGCCAACUACAAACUUUCUGUUCUCCGAAUUAUACUGACAAUCAAAGAAAUAUUCAACAUGUUGGAACUUGUAAUAUGGUCCCUCCUUUUGAAGACUGUCUUGUACCCACAUCUGUGGGGCAGGCAGGUCUUGAUGUUUUCCACAGAGCAUUUUCAGCACAUUCUGGUAUUGCAGUGUAUGAUCUUCCAUCUGGCUCCACGGGUAUCUUUGGUGAUCCCUUAUGCAAUGGGGCUGAGGACACCAGUUUCCUUCAGAUAAAUGCUGUAGAUCGCUGCCCUAGUCAACUUUCUUCUGUUUAUACUGAAGGCUGAGGAAACACAAGUAAAAAUUCUACAUUUAACUCCCAUGAGAACCACUGUAUUAUAGAUCAUUUUUUUUCUUGGUCAGGAAACAAGUACUAAAGGUAUGACUUUUUUAAAAAUGGAGGAAAACCCACCACUAUCAUCAUCAGAAAGACUCAGCUUCACAGUUGCAGCUAAUAUCUGGAGUUGUGAGAAGAUGUUGGUUCAAAGGUAUUUACCAAAGUGUGAGCAGUCGUUUAUUCAGUUCAGCCUUUUCUGUGGCAAAACCUCUUUCCAAAGGGAACGGAAAAGAAAACGACUGCUUGAUACAUUUUAAAAUGAAUUAUCUGGUUUUUAGAAAAUGAUAUUUUAAAAAUCUGUUGUAAGUACGAUAUGAAAAUGAACCACAACUAUAAAUUGUAAACCUCCUGUAAAAAAAAGAGAGCUCCUUACAUAAUGAGCCAGUCUUAAGGUGCUCUGGAAUUUAAGUAAUCCCACAUGUAAGAGGGCAAAAAGGGAAAAUCGUGUGUUUUUCAGACUUUCUGUGGGACCAGUAGGUAGUGGUAAUAGUACUGCUGCAAUGUCUUUUUCUAAAAUAUAGGUAUUGUUGCUUCUGGAUUUGUUAAUACUCCUUUAAUACUCUUAGCAACACAGUAUUAACUGCAUUAGCUGUAAGAUAUGAGUGUUUGUGGCUUCUUAACAUUUUGUCAAAGUGAAUUCAUUCUGCUGGGUAUGAAUAAUGCUUUAUAAUUUAAUUAAUUAAUAUUUAGUUUCCAUAUAUAUUAAUUUAUUUUUAAAAGCACACCCAUUCUGAGUAGGUGUUUCACACCAGCCUCCACUUUCCUAACAAAUAUCACCAAACUUAGUUCCUUAAUAAUCCAAUAGAUAGUUAGGGUGAGGACCCAACAUGAUGUGGUGGUUUGAGCAUUGAACUGACUCUGUAGACAAGGGUUUGAAUCCUUGCUCGACCAUAACAACCAAUGGGCAAGUCACACCUUCUUGACCUUGAAGGAACACCAUGGCAUAUUCUUUUGAUCAAUCUUACAAAGAAAGCCCUAUGUUAGGGUCACCAUAGCUCAGAAAUGACUUGGAGGAACACAACAACAACAACAACAACAACAACAACAGACAAGGCUCAGUCUGCACAAAAUGGGGUUCUAGUCAUUUGGUUACAUUUUUACAAAUUUUGUUGACAAUGUUAGCUUUUCUAUAGUACUUCAGUGAUUUUAAUUGCUCUUUUAAAAAUAGCUGAUGACUAAAUCUAGGAGAAAACAUUUGUGGGCAGAUAUGAGGCCCCUAUAUAAUUCUGCUGCAAUUUUUGCUAUGUUUUGGUUCGUUAACACCCAUGAUUUCAGAAAUUAUUUUUGAAGAAGUUAGAAGCACCACUUCUCCAUAAUACCUACAAAUAGAUGGUAAUUUUUUUUGUACCAGAAGUGUUUCACACAUGCAUUUUUUCACAAGCAACAGAACAGGCGAAAUAUGGAAAAUUAGGAGCUGUUUUUCCCCAUUAAUAUUCCUCCUGUGUUCCACAUUUCAGAAAGAAACAUAUUGGGUACAUUCCUGGUAAAUUUAUGAGUGUGUAAUUGCCACUGAAAUCAAUAUGGUUAAUUACACUUAAGCAUUUCUAAUUGUGAGAAUUACAUCAAUUAGAACAGGAUGACUUUUAGGAGUCUUCAGAUGAUGUCAUUGUUUAGUGGAGCUUAGAUAUAUAUACAUGCAAAUGUGUUCUGUGAUUGUCAUAUAUGUAGCACAUGCAGCCACAAUGUCCAUUCAUUUUUGUACCAUCACCUCCCAUUAAGAACACAUCAUUACCCACAACUGAAA
Messenger RNA from Anolis sagrei ordinatus, 4919 nucleotides. RefSeq names its product GLIS family zinc finger 3 (gene GLIS3). Gene Ontology annotation, biological process: regulation of transcription by RNA polymerase II. Gene Ontology annotation, cellular component: nucleus. Lineage: Eukaryota; Metazoa; Chordata; Lepidosauria; Squamata; Anolidae. The record is from RefSeq and is a predicted model, not a curated record. Gene Ontology annotation, molecular function: DNA-binding transcription factor activity, RNA polymerase II-specific; RNA polymerase II cis-regulatory region sequence-specific DNA binding.